UGGAGUUGAGUUGAAGUUGAAGUUGAGUUGAGUUGAAGUUGAGUUGAGUUGAGUUGAAGAUACAGUAUGCUGAGUUGAGCAGAGCUGAGUAGGGCUGAGUUGAUGUUAAGGGGUAAAGUUGAAGUUGAUUUUGAGUUUAGGUUCGCUUGAAUUGAAAUUGAGUUACAUUUCAGAAUUUAGCUAAUGUUGAGUUUAAAUAAAUUAAGUUCAAGUUGAAUUGAAGUUAAAUUAAAUUGAGUUGAAUUUGACUUAGCUUCAUUUAAACACAGUUGGAAUUGGGUGGAAGUUGAAGUUGAGCUGCUGUGAGUUUGAGCUGAAUUGAAGUUGAGUUGAAUUUAGUUUACAUUGAAUUUUAGUGGAAUUAAAGAUGAACAUAAUGUUGAAAUUGAGUUGAAUUGAUGUUAAAAUUGAUUUGAGUUUGAUGUUGAAAUGAAUUGAGAUAGGUUGAAGUAUGAUAUAGGACAACACAUUUCUGCUAAUGUUUCCUUUUAUUCCAGAUGUGUGAAUUCUAGACAUGGUAUUGGCAAUGAACCAGAAGCUAUUAUUCAUCACAGUAUCCACACCCUCAAAUCUCAUGAAGGUAAUAUCAAGUCUUGCCCUUCUUCACCUUUGUUCAUCCCUACUGGAAUGGAGACAUCUGUACAGACAACAAGAAAGCUUCCCAAAGAUGCCAGCAAGGUGCUAACAGAUAGUGAAGAUAUGAAUGACAUCAUGACAGACAGGAAACGAUAUAAGCGUCGGAAGAGGCGUUAUGGCCGGCGAAGAGACAGCAAGGGCUCUGAGGCAGUUCAAGACAAAAGAGACACUAUAGAGGAUAAAACCAAAUCAACUGUCAUGAAUAGCCCAAUACUUCCUCUGGAAAAAUCAAAGAACGUGAAGGAACAUGGCAAAGAGAAGCCAAAUAACAGCAAUAAAGACAAAGUCCUAGAUUUAUUACAGGACAGAGAAGCCCUGAGUAAGCAGAUUGAAAAGAAAAAGCUAGAUCCUUGGGAAUCAAAUGGCAAAAGCAGAAACAGGGAUAGACUGAGAGACUUCUAUGAAGAAUGUGUUGAAAUGAGUACUGGUCUGGAAUCAGGCCUAGAACAACACAAGUGGUUCAAAGCAAACAGUAAGUAAAGAACUGUGGCUUAUUAGACACAGACAAGGUUCCCAUUGAGUCAUAUAAUUUGAUUCCCACUGACUCACUUUCACUAAAUAGUUCAAUACUGCAAAAAGUUUUUUUUUUAAUGCAGCAAUAUACUUAAGGUACCUUGAGAAUAUGCCAGAAAGAUAUUUAAAAGCUAUGGAUCUUCUGAAUCUUCCUCAUCACUCAAACCCAGUGAGGUUUAUUGUCAAAUAUGGACUACUGUAAUCUAUAAAAACAGAACAUACUGGAGGAUUUUAAGACCAUAGUUUUAAGGUAGUUCAAGACAAUAGUUUUAGAUCAUAGAGAAUGAAACAUGGUAUUUUAAUUGUGCUGUAACAUCAACAGUUUUUUUUUUUUUACAUUCUUAGAAUUUGAGAGAAAUAAGCUCAGAGAGCAGCUUACCUUGGGUCUUCAUCCGAAAGACUCAUCUACCGAGCUGGAACUUAGCGGAGAGAGUGAUAACAAUGAUGUCCAUUCAAAGUCAGGGAAGACCAGGACUGAUAUGAAAAGCCAAGCUGGAUGCUAUGAUGGAGCUGUUGAAUACAUCAGAUGAGGUGGAGCUGGUGCUGAGAAAUACAGGCAUGACAGAUGAAAUGCUAAUGAGUUUUGUGCCAGCAUUGAAGAACAGCCUAUCUGAGGUCACAUUGGUCAACCUCAAUCUUAACCAUAUCAGACCUCCAGGAGUUCAUUUACUACUAGACCUUCUACAGGCCAAAUCAGAGAUCAAGGGACUACUGCUGUUUGGAAAUCAUCUAGGUGAUAUUGGUGUUCAGAUCCUGCUUAGUGGAGUUGCUGAUCUUCAAGAGAAAACAGCAGCAUCACCACGAAUGCCAGCAUAUCCAAGACAAUUCUACCUUUCUGAGCCAAGCUUCACACUCAUAGAGUUGGACUUGGGUGGAAAUGGAAUUGGCAGUGAGGGACUGAGAGUAUUAGGCACCUUCAUAAGGUAUCACUCCCAGCUGCAAUAUCUGGGCCUGGCCCAAACAUGUUGCUCUAGCAUGGAGGACUGGUACAUCUUUUUUGAAAGUCUGACGGUAAACAAUAAACUAACCCACAUCAUUCUAGAUGAGAACAACCUGGGAGACCAAGGAGUCAAACUAUUUGCUGAGGCUCUGCAAAUUAAUGAAGGCUUGCGGAAAAUAGACUUGGACCGUAAUAAUUUUGGUGAGGUUGGAGGAAAUGCCCUCUUCGAUGCACUCUCCAGGAGCCAGUGUUCUCUUGAACACUUAAGCUUGGAGGAGAAUUACAUCAGUACAGAACUGAUGAGCAAAUUUCAGGAAGUGGUUAAAACUAGUGGUGUACGAACUACUUUAAAAGCUUAG
This is a messenger RNA of Ictalurus furcatus (blue catfish), 2448 nucleotides long. RefSeq names its product protein NLRC3. The transcript has 5 exons. Gene Ontology annotation, molecular function: protein binding. The coding region runs from base 1651 to 2448 and encodes 265 amino acids. The record is from RefSeq and is a predicted model, not a curated record. NCBI's taxonomy places the organism in Eukaryota, Metazoa, Chordata, Actinopteri, Siluriformes, Ictaluridae.